Molecule: messenger RNA, 2493 nt
Organism: Kluyveromyces lactis
Lineage: Eukaryota; Fungi; Ascomycota; Saccharomycetes; Saccharomycetales; Saccharomycetaceae
Gene: CDC48
Product: AAA family ATPase CDC48
Exons: 1
Coding region: 1-2493 (830 amino acids)
Biological process (GO): mitotic spindle disassembly; retrograde protein transport, ER to cytosol; autophagosome maturation
Cellular component (GO): nucleus; cytosol; VCP-NPL4-UFD1 AAA ATPase complex
Molecular function (GO): ATP binding; polyubiquitin modification-dependent protein binding; ATP hydrolysis activity
Source: RefSeq, a predicted model, not a curated record
AUGCCAGAAGAACAUAAGAAAUUGUUAGAUAGUUCUGGCACUGCAGCUGACGCAGAUGAUGCUACCGCCACUGCCAUCUUGAGAAGAAAGAAGAAGCAAAACAUGUUACUGGUCGAUGAUGCAGUUAACGAUGACAAUUCUAUCAUUGCUAUCAAUUCUAACACUAUGGAUCUUUUACAAUUGUUCCGUGGUGACACCGUUUUAGUCAAGGGUAAGAAGAGAAAGGACACCGUUUUGAUUGUUAUGAUUGAUGACGAACUGGAAGAUGGUGUCUGUAGAGUAAACCGUGUUAUUCGUAACAACUUGAGAAUAAGACUCGGUGAUUUGGUCACUAUCCAUCCAUGUACCGAUAUCAAGUAUGCUUCCAGAAUCUCAGUGUUGCCAAUCGCUGACACCAUCGAGGGGUUGACUGGUAAUCUAUUUGAUGUGUACUUGAAGCCAUACUUUGUCGAAGCUUAUAGACCGGUUAGAAAAGGUGACCACUUUAUCGUUAGAGGUGGUAUGAGACAAGUAGAGUUCAAGGUCGUAGACGUUGAGCCUGAAGAGUACGGUGUUGUUGCCCAAGAUACUGUCAUUCAUAGUGAAGGUGAGCCAAUUAACAGAGAAGAUGAAGAAAAUAACAUCAAUGAAGUCGGUUAUGAUGAUAUUGGUGGUUGUCGUAAGCAAAUGGCUCAAAUUAGAGAAUUGGUCGAAUUGCCAUUGAGACACCCACAACUAUUUAAGGCCAUUGGUAUCAAACCUCCGAAGGGUAUUUUGAUGUACGGUCCUCCAGGUACCGGUAAAACUCUAAUGGCCAGAGCUGUGGCUAACGAGACAGGUGCAUUUUUCUUCUUAAUCAAUGGUCCAGAAGUCAUGUCCAAGAUGGCUGGUGAAUCUGAAUCCAACUUGAGAAAGGCUUUCGAAGAAGCAGAAAAGAAUGCUCCGGCCAUUAUUUUUAUCGAUGAAAUUGAUUCUAUUGCACCAAAGCGUGACAAGACUAACGGUGAAGUGGAAAGAAGAGUCGUUUCUCAAUUAUUGACUCUAAUGGAUGGUAUGAAGGCUAGAUCCAACAUCGUUGUCAUUGCAGCCACCAAUAGACCCAAUUCUAUCGAUCCUGCUUUGAGAAGAUUCGGUAGAUUUGAUAGAGAAGUCGAUAUUGGUGUUCCUGACGUUACUGGUAGAUUGGAAGUCUUACGUAUUCACACUAAAAAUAUGAAGUUGGCUGACGACGUCGACUUAGAAAAGUUGGCCGCUGAAACCCAUGGUUAUGUUGGUGCUGAUAUUGCCUCCCUAUGUUCUGAAGCUGCUAUGCAACAAAUUCGUGAAAAGAUGGACCUAAUUGACUUAGAUGAAGACGAAAUUGACGCCGAAGUGUUGGACUCAUUAGGAGUUACUAUGGACAACUUCAGAUUUGCAUUGGGUAACUCCAACCCAUCCGCAUUGCGUGAAACCGUUGUAGAAUCUGUUAAUGUCACAUGGGAUGAUAUCGGUGGCUUGGAUGAAAUUAAGGAUGAAUUGAAGGAAACCGUCGAAUAUCCAGUCUUGCAUCCAGAUCAAUACACCAAGUUUGGUUUGUCACCAUCGAAGGGUGUGUUGUUCUACGGUCCUCCUGGUACUGGUAAGACUUUGUUAGCUAAGGCUGUCGCCACCGAAGUGUCUGCUAAUUUCAUUUCGGUCAAGGGUCCUGAGUUAUUAAGUAUGUGGUACGGUGAGUCCGAAUCCAAUAUCCGUGAUAUUUUCGACAAAGCCAGAGCUGCAGCCCCAACUGUCGUUUUCUUAGAUGAAUUGGACUCCAUUGCUAAGGCUCGUGGUGGUUCUUUAGGUGAUGCAGGUGGUGCAUCUGACAGAGUGGUUAACCAAUUAUUGACCGAAAUGGAUGGUAUGAACGCCAAGAAGAACGUUUUCGUUAUUGGUGCCACUAACAGACCAGAUCAAAUCGAUCCAGCUAUUUUAAGACCUGGUAGAUUGGAUCAAUUGAUCUACGUUCCAUUACCAGACGAAACAGGAAGAUUAUCUAUUCUAUCAGCCCAAUUAAGAAAUACACCAUUAGAACCAGGACUAGAUCUAAAGACCAUCGCUCAAGCUACACAGGGAUUCUCUGGUGCAGAUUUAUUAUAUAUCGUACAGAGAGCUGCGAAGUUUGCCAUUAAAGAUUCCAUCGAGGCACAAAAACGUGCAGAAGUUGUCAAGAAAGAAGAAGGUGCAGAAGAAACCGAGAAGGUCAAGACAGAAGAAGACGUUGAAAUGUCAGACGUUCAACAAGAGGAUCCAGUUCCAUUCAUUACCAAAGAACACUUCACUGAAGCUAUGAAAACAGCCAAGCGUUCUGUUACAGAUACUGAGCUUCGUCGUUACGAAGCUUAUGCUCAACAGAUGAAGGCAUCCAGAGGACAAUUCGGCAACUUCUCGUUUGGUGAUGAUUCAGGUGCUGCCGCAACUCAAGCUGGUGCUGAGGGUUCUGGUGCAGCUUUCGGAGAUGCCGCUGGUGAAGAUGACGAUGAUUUGUACAGUUAG